This is a messenger RNA of Patella vulgata (common limpet), 3633 nucleotides long. RefSeq lists its product as uncharacterized. The transcript has a single exon. The coding region runs from base 100 to 2895 and encodes 931 amino acids. The record is from RefSeq and is a predicted model, not a curated record. NCBI's taxonomy places the organism in Eukaryota, Metazoa, Mollusca, Gastropoda, Patellidae.
AUUACAAGUCGAUGCCGAGUUCAAUAAUGUUUUAUUUAUGAAUGAUUGAUUAUUUAAUGUUUCGAAUUUGAUUUCUUCCAUCAUAUUUACUUAUCAGCCAUGGAGGCUUCGCAGACAGAUUUACUGGCUGAGGUGGCGGCCUUGGAUUUAGAUCAGUGUAAGGAAAGGUUUCAAGAAACUUUACCGAAAGUAAUCGAAAAAUUGAAAAAUGGCAAAACUCUUGCAGACGAGAAAAUGACAGCCGUGCAAGUGUUAUGUAAUAAUUUAUUACCUUGUGUAGAAUUAGAAUCCGUUGAAAUGAACAUAUUCAGUAAAUUAUCUGGAGAAAUUAAAAACAUGUUUGAUGAAUUUUUGAAGUUGAUUACAGAUACAUUAGGCUCACAAAAAAAUAAACAAGAAACAGAAAACCAAAGUGAAAUAGUUGACACAAACAUUAGCAGUGCCCUUUAUGAGGAAAUAAAUGUGUCACUGAGAAAUAUCCUUUCUCUUUUAGAGAGUGCUGAAACCUGCGUAUUGUGUAUGCUCCGACACGAUGAAGCGAUCUGUAUCGGAGAUAUUGCGUCAUUGCCAGAAUUUGUCAUGCAUCUUGUUGAAGGGACAUACAGACAUUGUAAAGAGAGUAGUGAUGUGUACAAGGAUGAUUUAAAUUUAUUUUCUGAAACUUUGUCGGCCAUGUUUAAGAAAUCUCAUGCAAUACAAAUCAGUUUUUUAAGUUUGAUGGACAGACUACAGCUUCCCGAUACCAUGACGACUAACAACGUCAAGGUUCUAAAUUCAGUGUGUGACGGGUUGUUUAAAAUUUGUCAGACUGUCACAGCUCUAGAUGUCAAACUUAUUGUCAGUUUGUGGAAGUCAAUCUCGAGGCUUUUAGUCCAGUAUAUCCAGUUCCUAGCAGAAGUGGUGGAUGUAACGGCUAUGAUCAUAUACCUGUGUCAAGAGAUACGAACUGGUUACGAAUAUCUUAAGCAGCAAUUACCCGAUCUUGAACAACCAGACACAUCAUGGACUCAAGUUGACGAGAAAAGUUUCCAAAAAUCUGUGAAAAUUCUAGGAUUUGAAAUGAAAAUCAUCUUGAGUUUGUGCAAGGAAUAUUUAGAAUAUAUCGAUGAACAAAAAUGUGAUAAAGAAAUUUAUGAGUUAUUGAUUUUCAUUUAUAAAAAUUCUCCGACAUUUACACAGAAGAUGUUUCGAGUUGAACACAGAGAAGAAAUUGAUCGACAGAUUAUGACAGCUUGUGAACCACUUCUUUCAAGUUUUAUGGAUCGAUCUAUUUUUGGCAGGUGCUUGUUAGGACCGAUUAACAUUCUUCAGGAAGAUUGCUUAGCUCAUUUACAAAUGGUUAUUUGUGUCACCAAGUCGUUUACCAAACUUUCUGAAGAAUCACAAGAUUUUUGGAUGGGUAAAACGAAACCAUAUCAAGCUAACCAUGAUGAUGUUAUUGACACAGUUUUUCAAUUGGUUGAACGAUGUCACUUUGAACUCGCUGAUCCGCGAAUUCUGUUACCAGGAAUCAUGUGUUCUGGCACGGCUCAAAGAUCAGUUAGUCUGUAUGAAUACCUAGCCACGCAUAUAAAUGGUUUCAUCGGAAGUUUGUUGAACAAAUAUUUUCCAAUUCUAGAGAAGAGUUUGUUAAAGCCAAUUUUUUCGUCGAACACCUUCGUUCAGAUGUUAGCAAUCGAUUCUUGGUGUUUUAUGGAUAGAUAUGGCAGCUCAGUUUUAUGUCGCUCGCAUUUCAACUUUUUCCUGGAUGUUCUUAAAGACCAGUGUCAGUGUUAUCCAGUACUCUUACGUGAUCAACAGCUUUGUAAUCUGAUCGGACGUUUAUUCCGAUUUUUGGAGCCUGUUGACCAGAAUGAUCUUAUGUCAAAACAUUCCAUUCCCUUUGACUUUUUAUUUUGGUGCGUUUGUCCAAUAGUUGCAGAGCGGUUACAACCUCAAGAGAAGAUGAUAAUCAAUGAUGUCAUCACUUCCUGUGUAACACAGAUUAACAUGUGGUGCCAAUCACCCAAUCAAAACAAACAUUCUGUGAGCUUAAACGCGGUUAUUCUUGCUUGCGGUACUUUGAAUAACAUAUUGCAUCACAUCCCCUACACUGACGCAUCCAAAUUGAUGCCAACAAUUACAGAAAGUCUUGCCCUAAUAUGGAGUUUUCUGUUUGACAAUGAAUGGGAGUCUUCUUUACAGAUGGACAUGUUCCUGAUAGUUCUACUUCAGCUUCUGCCAAUUAUUCAUCUACAUCUGUCAAAUGCAAAAUUUACAGAAAUUUUCGUACUUUUGAAAGAACUUGUUGAAAAUAAUCCAUCAACGUGGCUAUUGGCUGAAUUAAUCAAAUUAGUUAGAAGUUUUUCUUUAGUGAGAUUCCCUUCCGAAGAAAUUCCUCUACUAUUAAAAGAUAUAUUAUUAGCCUUAUUGUCGAAUCAGAACGGUUUACUAAGUCACAUGGUAGUACAGGCAGUGACAAUGUUUGCAGAAAGCACGCCUCACGGUGAUAUAGUUCCGAAAUGUUUACAGACUGAUGGAAACAUCGAACCAAAACUUGUAAAGUACAUUAACAAAAUGCUAGUGAUGGAUAUUGAUUUAACAGAUUUUCUCAAAUCUCAAUCGUCUACUUGGAAAAGCGGAAAAGUUUUAUCAUGGAAUGACGAAAAGAAUGAACGAAACGCAAAAUUAAAAUCACUUGAAAAAAUCAUGUCUGUGAUUCCGCCUUCAAAUAAAAGAGCACGGCUUGAUGAGACAGAUGAAGAUCUGAAUUACGAGACUUUGUUAAAGAACCUUGAAUCUGAUUGGUCAGCUUUACAAAAACUAUCAAAAUCUAAUCCAGUUCCUGAUUGGUUUAAGAACUCAAGUCGUUUAAUUUUAGAAAAGUUUCAGGAGAUGUGUAAAAAUGUUGAAUAAGAAAUUCACAAAUCAGUCUUUGCUAGUGGUCACAUUAAAUGGCAAUUUCACCAUUUAAAUAUCCAAGCGAUUAAAUUUGAUUUCAUGCGCAUACAGUGUACAUGUAUGGUAAUUCUUUUUGGUGCAUUUUCAGAUUGAUAGAAAUUGUGAAUCUUUCAAAUAAAUAUAUUUUCCAGUGUUUGUAUAUUUUUGAAUAUUGAAUGAAGAAAAAUUUGUAUUAAUUUUAUGUACAAUAAGAAAUAUCAAAUCAAACUAAACAAAAACAAGGGUUUUAUUUUCGUACCCAAAUCCAAGAAGUCUAGUUAUUUUAAUAUGGAGUAUUUAUAUUAUACUAAUUGUAUAUUAUUAGGCCACACCAAUAUAAUUUUCAGUUAUUCAGGGUGUGAAUAGCUACUUGAAUCACAUGGAAGAUGUUUUGUUUAAAAUUUCAUUACUUUGGAACUAAAAGCUAUUGAACAGUAUAACCAAGUACUUUUCCUGAAGAAGCCAAAAUUUUAACAGGUGUUUUCAAAGAACAGAAAAUAAAAUUGCUGUGGCUUUUGUUUAAACAUGUAUUUCUUAUCAUGUAUUUGGGUCUUUACAAAUGGUAUAAUAGGUUUCAAUCACCACAUUAUGUGUGUAACCUUUAUAUAUUUGUAUACAUUGUUGUAAUUUAUAAUAUCACGUUGCUACUAUUCUAUUUGCCUUUUUGUCUUGCUAACCCAUAUUUUGUUGAGCUGAUUAUAAAGAGAGUGAAGG